CACAUCUGUGGAGUUGUCUGCUCUGUGUUUUAUUUUUGGGUUUAAGAUAUGCACAUGAAAUGAGUAAAGGGAGCUUGUGGGAAACUAUUAACUAAUGCCAUCGUUAUGAAUGCAGACCUAGAAACUCACGUUCGUCAAAACCAUGCUUGGUCUAAAUUGCCAGGAAAUGUGAAACAGAGUUUUGGGAAUUCACAGCGUGAAUAUGAGAAAGCAGUGGUGGCAUUCAGUGUGAAGAAUCAGUUGCGUCACAAGGGAAGCCUUGUGCGCACAAUUCGUAAAGAUGAGCGUCGGUACUAUGAAGAUCUAAUGCAGUAUAGUCGAGAACACCUGAUGCUGUAUCCAUACCAUCUGUCUGAUGUGAUUGUUAAGGGUUUGCGUAUCACGCCCUUUAUCUACUACAUCAACAUGAUGCAGGACAUUAUGACCCAGGAGAAGAGCUAUGAUUCACUUCCCAACUUCACUGCAGCAGACUGUCUUCGACUUUUGGGCAUUGGCAGAAACCAGUAUAUUGAUAUUAUGAAUCAGUGUCGUUCAUCCAAGAAAUUCUUCCGCAAAAGACCUGUGCGUGAGGUUCUACCCAGCCAGCCGGUAGAGAGUGCAUGCAUUGAGCCCUGGUGGAUCGUUAAUAUAGGUUACAUCACUGAAGAUGACAUUAAGAUGUGUAUGAGAGUGGAGAAAAAUGUUAUUGAUACAAUAAUAGACGGUGGUCCUCAAACUGCGGGUGACAUGGACAAGACUGUUUUAUAUAGUUUAUACAGAAAAGGGCUUAUUUAUCUUGACGUUCCAAUAGGUGAUGAAGAAUGCAUUAUUGUGCCUCCACUGGAAGGGUUUGUGAUGAACCGAGUUCUUGGAGAUUACUUUGAAACUCUUCUCUACAAGAUCUUUGUGUCGAUUGAUGAACACACCACAGUGAUUGAACUUUCCAAUGUGCUUCAGAUUGACCUGCAACUGGUUAAGAAUGCUGUGUCUUUGUACUGUCGUCUGGGAUUUGCCAAGAAGAAGGGGUCGGACUUGAAUACCUGUGAGGUUCAUCCAUCAUGGACAGACCAGCUACACCAAACACCACGAUCUCAGGAUGUCAGAAAGUCUAUUCACGAGUCUCCCCUGAUUGAUCUCAGCAGUGGUACGAAUGUCGACCUCUUGCCUAACGAGCAGCUGGACCUGGAUACUCUCAGUAUGAACAGCAUGACGACCAGCACCGACACUCCACUCGAAUCAAUAGACUCUGGCAGUCAAACACCCGGCAUGACAAAGAGAAUAGCUUUCUUGUUUGACUCAACGUUGACUGCAUUUCUGAUGAUGGGCAACUUGUCUCCUGGUCUAAAAAGUCAUGCAGUGACGAUGUUCGAAGUAGGAAAACUGAGUGAUGAAUCCAUGGACAGUUUCUUACAAGAACUUGAGAAGGUUGGUUCCGAUGCGGAGGGCGAAGCUCGUCGGUACUUCGACCACGCGUUGACUCUACGUGACACGAUCCGAUUCCUGCGUCACAACAAGAACCUGUUUGAUGAACUCGACAACACUGGACUCGGAAUCGAUCUCCUCCGCUGUGAAAGCCUUCUCAGUCUCGAACCGGCCACCAGGUCACGGGUGCUGAACAAAAAUUACAGUUUACUGGUGUCUAUGGCUCCCUUAAGUAAUGAGAUUAGACCAGUCAGCAGUUGUGUGCCUCAACACAUGGGACCUGCUGUUCCAGAGGUCAGCUCAGUUUGGUUUAAGCUGUAUAUCUACCACUUAACUGGGUGUGGACCACCGACUUUGCUGUUAGUGAAGGGCACACGACUCUGUCGACUUCCAAAAAUCUUUCAGCAAUAUGAUCGGUUACUGGUGACGACGUGGGGUCAUGACCCAGGAGUAAUAACCACAUCUAACAUUCUCAUGACACUCAAUGAUGCAUUGUCUCACUCAGCCAUUUGUGUUCAGGCUCAUGGGUACCACAGUGAUGGUUGUACCGUGCAUAUACCCUUUCCUUUCAAGAAAGAAGCAUCUGAGUCUUUCAAAAGUGGUCAUUACCCGAGUCAUGCUGCGAUCACGAAGCUGUGUGAGGAGAUUGACUUGGUCCACGCGUGCGGCUUCGUGACGCUGCUCAACCUGAACAAGCCGAGCAUGGACCAGGGCGACAGCGACGUCUUCCUCAUGGACAAGUCGUGCUCCUCCUCUGACAUCUCCUCCACCAGUGACCUCGGACACAGACCCACAAACGGGGUUACGGAUCUCAUGUCCGCACAGGUGCUUGCCUCGGAGAUAGAUUUGUUAGAAGACAGUGCAGCAGACUCACAGAAUAAAUUAACCAAAGAGAAAUUGACUCUCAAUUUGAACGGACCACAGACAUGUGAUAUGUUGACGGAAAGUGAGUGGAUGUUGUUGGACUGCCAUUUUGGGAUUCCUCUCUUCAAUACGGACCUCAACCGGGAGGUGUGUGAGAGGAUAUCUUCUUUGGGACUUUUUAAACACGAAAGUUUAAAGGGUCUGUUACAUUCUAGUAGAUUGCUCUCUUUGAAAUUCCUUGAUUUUAUCACAAACUGGCAGAACCCAAGUGUGAUGACAGAAAUAGAAAGUUCCGGUAUUCCACAAGACAAGGAAGAACAUUCAGCCAUAUACCCUACACAAAACCUGAUAUUCCAAGAUGGCGUUCUACAAAAGUGGGAAGGACACUAGACAGAGAAAUAAUGAUUUUUGUGAAAAUUAAUUUUUUGUUACAUUGACUGUGUUUUAUGGAACAUGGGGGCCAAUUUGUACAUGACGUACAUAAUGUAGUUAUGGGAAAUGAUUAUCACUGUAAUGAUUAUCACUGUAUACUGUGAGGGUUAGCUCAAUGGUUGAGCGUUGGUCUGGGGCUGAUUUCACAAAACAUUUGGCAUCAAUUCAAGAAACAAAUUACAUUAUUACAGAAAAUGGAGCAUUUUAAGAACAACAUAAAAUGUGUAAUUUACCUAUAUUUGUUGUACUAUAAUACUAAUAAUAAUUGUGGUUUAGUCGAAGAUUUACGUUUAUGUGAAAACUAGGCUUACAGUGUUUUGUGAAAUUGGGCCCUGAAGUGUGAGAGGUUUUAGGUCAGUAAUCCAUUGGGUUGUUAUCAUUCUGACCAGUGCUUCACAACUGGCAUAUGAAAGGCUGUGGUAUGUUUUGUGCUGUCUGUGGGAUUGUACAUAUAAAAUAUCUCUUGCACAAUUUGUAUGUAGGGUACUCAGGGUUUCUUCUUUAACACCAGGUCAUAUGAAAUACGAGUUGUAUGUUUGACAUGUGAUAGCUGCUAAUUUAACAAAACACUGUGGGGGGUUUUCCAUGUGUAAGACAAGAUGAUCUCAUAACACUGUCAAAAUAUUUGCUACACUAAACUUUUGAGAACAUUUAUUCCUGUUUAAUCCACUAUACUACAAACCCUGCAACUAAGAAAAUAUCCACGGCAAAAAAAGAUGCCAUUGAAAAAAACCCUGAAUAUAGUUCAAGGCAAAAAAAGUGCCAUGGAGAAAUAAAAAACUCCAUGGCUAUUUCCAUGACAAAAAAGUAUGUAUAUUUGUAAGUAUUUGAAAUACUCUACUUUUAUUGGCUACGGUUAAUCUUUGUGGUCAUCAAAGUUGUUCUUGAUAAUGAAUAUAACCUUUUUUAACUAUGCACCUAGAGUAAAAAAUAUGUAUAAAAAAAACAAAAACAAAAACAUGCUCUCUGUGACUUGUGGCUGUUUGGUUCAGUUUGGAUUAGGUAGAAGAACUGAAGGUGGCUGUUCCAAACAGGUCGCUAUGUUAUGCUAGAUUUCAACCUAAAUUGUGGUAAUUUUAUUUAUUCUUGUUUUUUUGUCAGUGUAAAGUUGUGAAUAUGUCUGAAUGUGGUAUCACCAGCUAAAGUAACUGUGUUUCCUUUCUGAGGAUUUUAGACCAUAUUAUAAUGUAACUUGAGCAUGAUAUUCAGUAUGUUAAUGUAACUUGAGCAUGAUAUUCUGUAUUAUAAUGUCACUUCAGCAUUAUAUUGAGGAUUCAGCCCAGAGUGUUUGGCACUGUAUGAGCUCAACUGGCUCUUUCAAGUCCUGGCCAGUACUGUUACUGUUGAUCAUUCUGCUGAUUACCACUUACAAUACCAUAGCAGUGUAAUGUUUCUUAUCUAGAGUGGCUGUUAACUGACCGCAUUGUGUGUGCCAGCUACAGCUUCAUUGAUCCGCUAUGGCACCAAACCAUACCUGUAGCACCUCUGAUGUACAUAACAAGAAUUACUUUGUUUAUAAAAAGAUUUAUUAAAAUAUUACUGAUUACAUUAUAGUCUGCUCAGCUUUGUAAUCGUGUGUCCAUCUCGGUUCUCUAUGGGUGAGGAUCCUCAUAGGGAGAACUUCGAUGGAGCGGCAACCUACUGUCUCCAGGUGUGUUAAGCAAAGGGCUGGCUCGAAGCUGCCUUGGUGUAUGUAGUGACGGCUUAUAUGCUGAAGUUUUUAUGGUCGGUGGUUCAUCCAUCUUCGUCCACAUGUCUAUCUGUUUUGUACAUGACGAUGCUUAUUAAGAUUUAUAUGGCAGUUUAUCUUAUCUUGUGUUGGUGACACUAUUAAUAUAUUAUAGUGUCAUAUUAAUUCUGGUUAUUGAAGGGUCAUAGUGUUACUGUAAUAAGGUCAUAGAUUUCUAGUAAAUACCUUACAUACCACAACAUCUAAGUGUUAAAUAAGACACUUUGCACAGUAGAACACUUGUUGUUCACUGACACAUGACAGAUGUGUUUGCAAGAAAGUAUAAUAUUUUGUAUUACCAUUGUUUAAACAGGAAUGUUUGUAACACGUUGAGAAUGAACUUGGCAUUAACAUAACCUGUAACAGUAUCUGUUAAAACUGAAAGGUAAUUGAAAUAGAACUUAAUUUAUUCUUUCUAUUCUUAUACUAGAGAUUUUAUGACUAUUCCAAAUGUUAAAUAAUUAUGGUUUUUAACUUGUUUUAUAGAUUUAUUAUUUAUUAUUUUUUAGUCUUUUAGGAUAAUAUAUAUUUUUCUUAUAAUAUUUGAUUCAGAGUUAGUAGUUAAGUGUGGAGUAAGGCACCCAUGCAUGUAAAAGCCAACUUUACCCCCCCCCCCCCUAAAAAAAAACAAUUAAAAAAAUUGUUUAUUGUAAUCAUAAGCAUUCAGAGCUUAUAUAUUUGAUAGGCUUUGCCAGUGGGGCGUGGGGAUCAGAUAUGAGUUUGCUUACCAACCACUGAAAUGACUACAUGCUACAGCAAACUUAAAAAAACAAAAUAACAUACAUGUAAUCCUCUAAAAACAUCAUAUUAUUUAUGUUUUUUACACACCAAUUGGUGAGAACAUUUUCAUUAUUGCCUGUAAAUCUAGAAAGUGUUGCGAGCUACAAAGUACUGUGAGUGACUGCCAAGCUCAGUACUUUCUCUACACAAUAGUAUAAUUAUAUUUGUUGAGUAAUCAAAGACAAAAAUGUUGUUGACUACUCGCAUUUUACUUUCAUAAUGCACUACAUACUAGUAGUAUAUUUACAGUAUGAUAUCAAAUGAUAAGGUGAGGACCUGACCACCACAGCCAUACCAUCUACUGAAAUAAGCAGCACCAAAAUUGAUUGCUCUGUGAUGUAUUUAUGUUAACAAGAAGCACAAGCUUUUAAUUUCUUUUCAGCCUCACUUUUGGAGGAUGUAUUAGAAACAGAAUACUACGCUAAGUGUCUGUUAGAUACCAUUUAUCUCACAACUUGCAGUUUUUAAACAUAUCCAACUCACUUUCACUUGUUAGACAAGUUUUGAAACAACUCUUAAGAUAAUGGUAUCUAACAACCACUCAUAUACAGCGCCGUAUCAAAAGUUUGCGCGAUAAUCCAAAAUGGCCAGUGUAAACACGGGUCAGUAUGUAAAUUUUAAAAACAAAAUUCAGCUAGUAGAAUUAAUAACCAUACCUCAAUAUUUGGUUAAGUUUGCCCUUGUUACGAAUGUAAGCCAUAAUGUGACGUGGAAGUGAAAAAUAUAAACUUUAAAUGUAUUCCACAUUCAAAUUUUCCCAUAUGUCUCCCAUAUGUCAAGAACUGCAGCGAACAACUCUUCAGACAUUUUUAUGGUUAGGGCCUUGUUUUGCAGUAUUUUUUUCAUUCUUAACCAAAUAUUUUCUAUUAUGUUCAAGUCUGGUGACUGAGCAGGCCAUGUCAUACCACGAAUAUUAUUUUCACGUUUAUAUGCCUCGAUUAAUCAAGCCCUAUGACAAGGUGCAUUGUCAUCCUGAAAACGAUAUGGUUUAUCGAUAAAAUGUCGUGCUAAAACAGGCCAGAGAUGAUUGUUGAGUAUUUCACGAUACUUUUCAGCAUGAAUGUUUCCAUUAACCAUACAUAAAGUUCCGACACCAUGCCAUGUAAUGCAGCCCCAGAUCAUAAUCGACACCCUUCGUUGACUUGGAACAGACAUGCAUUCGGGACAGUAUGCUUCAUGUGCAGCUCGCCAAACAAAAACACGGUGGUUUUUGCCAAUUACUAUCUGAGAUUCAUCACUAAAUAUCACUUGACUCCACUGGUUAUUAACAUCCCACCAUCUCCUGUCCAGUCGCUUUUUUUUGUUCACUUCACAGAUACUCAUUAUUUUUCGAAUAACUCGCUUAAAAAUUGUAAUUUUGUGUAAAAUUCUUUGAAUUGUCACAGGAUGAACUUUCACUCUCCUACCUUGAUUAAAAUCAGCAGUUAUAUCUCUAAGAACUUUCCCGCGAUUUUUUUUGACACUCCGAAGUAAACAUAAUUCUCCUCCAAUUGUGAUCUUUCGUGGUCGACCAGUUCUUUUGGCGUUCUCAACACAUCCGCUUAUACAAUAUUUUUUCCACACUGAUCGAAUGGUAGACUCUGGCACCAUCAAUAAUUUGACAAUUUCCGAGUUUCUGUGGCCAUACGAUUUUAAGUCAACAAUCAGUUGUUUUUUCUCGGUAGUGAGAUCUGUGGAUUUGCGACCCAUUUUGCAAAACACCGUCUGCUUCAAGAUCAAGGGAGCAGACGACUAAUUCAUGAUGUCACCAGUGUAGCUAUGUAAAAAAUAUAUAAAUAGGGAUUGUAUCAAAAGGUUUGGUUUUACGUAACUUGGGGAAAAACAUGCAUUUUGCAGAAGGUAGAAAAGCGCUUCCGUGUUACUGACGUCAUUUUCGUGAACACUUUUGAUACGGCGCUGUAGCAUUCUUUAUUCACGAGUUGUCGGUAACUGUUUCUUUUAACAUUUGAGAUAAUUUCUGGUGCUAUAUAACCAUGAGUAUUGUGUUUAUGUAAAUUCUACUCUCUAAUAGGCACUUAAAACAAAUGUUCUUUUGUGUUAAUAAUGCACGUUUUAAUUAUAUAACUAUACCUGUAAAUAAAAUGCAGUUGACUGGCUAGUCAGUAAGAAAUAUAUUUUUCAGUGUAACUUGUAUGAUUCUUUUUGUAUAGUAAAGUAGUGUUAGUGCAACAUUUAAUGAUUUUCUUUUUUUUAAAGUUAAUUUAUUUCAUUGAAUAUAAUUGUCAUAAAUUGUUUUAAAAAUGUAUCCAGUACGCCACAAUUGCCAGAGGUUGUGUCCAGGAUGGAAGUACCUGAACCUUAUGUAGAUAGGAGCACAGAGAGAUCCUGCUCCUCAUCUGCCAGGACUAAAAAGGGGCGGUAUGCUUUCUGCCAGAAAAUAGUUUGGGUGUACGUAAUACAAAUAAAACUGACCAUAAAUGCCCCUAUUAGGUGGUGGUUAAGGAUUUGGAGUGUCUUGAAAUUGGACUCUGCAUUCCAAGCAAUCUGGUGCCAUAUAACUGUAAAUAAAAUGUGUUGAGUGCAUCGCUAAAUAAAACAUUUCCUUCUUCCAAGCAAUUUGACAAAUUUUAAACAGCAUUUGUCUUACUAUAAUGUGUCAAAAAUUUCUAAAACUAUAUUGAUUAAAUUCCAAGAUUUUAGGGUACAUAAUAUUAAUUUGCCUUUGUGGCAGAAACCCUGAGGGUGGAAUCUAGCUCAGUCGGUAGAGCACUCAAUAAGGUCGAAGGACCAAAUGCUAUCACAGAGCUCAAAUUUAAUGACGACACUCCGGUCUGUGGGAAAGUGUAUAUGAAAGAUCCUUCGCUGCAUACGGGAAAAAGUAGCGGCUUUCCUCUGAUGACUACAUGUCAAACUAUCAAAUGUUUGACAUCCAAUAGCCGAUGAUUAAUUAAUCAAUGUGCUCCAGUGGUGUCAUUAAACAAAACAAUAUUUUUUUUAUUGAGGACACUGACAGCAAUUACCAUUGUUGAGAUAUAAAUUACCAUAGGUUGAGUGUGUCACCAACAGCAUUUUGGAGCUGUAGGAUAAAAAUUAUUGCCAUCAGUUAAGUUCAAUGACACCAAAAUGUAAACACGGUUUUGUACAUUUGAAAUAAGACUAUACAGCAAAAUAACCUUUUGGUUUUGUUUAUUUUCUGCAAAAAAAUUAUUUAAAAAAAAUAUUGCCAAAGACAAGCUCAAAAUUGUGGUCGCUGGACCGUUUCCCACAAGGCAAUUUAACAUAAACUUGCUGUGGAUGACAAAUUCUUAAGUUAAGAGUUCUGCAAUUAAGGAAGCUAUUUUCUGAUUGAGUUUUCUCCAAUCGCAUCUAGUGACCUAUAACUGGCAUAUCAAAGAUCAUGGUAUGUGCUGUGCUGUCUGUGGGAAAGUGCAUAUAAAAGAUUUCUAGCUACUAGCAAUUAAUAAAUCAGUGUGCUCUAGUAAUAUUGUUAAACAAAUCAACCUUUUAAUUGAUUAAAAAUACUAGAUGACAGUAAAACAAAUUUACAGAGCAAAUGCUUUUCUAUUGCACUUUAUUUUCUAUACAGACAUGCAAAAGAAAUGUAGUCCCAUUUUCAGACAAUACUGUCUAGAAUAUGUCAGACAAUACUGUCUAGAAUAUGUCAGACAAUACUGUCUAGAAUAUGUCCGACAAUACUGUCUAGAAUAUGUCGGACCCGUGGAACCCACAUUAACUUGCAUUGUGACCUUUAUUAGUUUCAUGCAUUUACAAGUCAUUUCCAAAGUGCUUUUUUUGUGUACAGAUGUUCUUCUUUAUGUACAGAUGUUCUUUACAACAGGUGGGGCUGUAGUGUAAAAUUAUUUGUCCAGUAAUAUCCGAUUUCUAUGAAAUCAUAUUUAAGAGAGAAGAAAUCAUGCUUUGUAUAAAAUUUUAUUCAGAUAAAUACAUAAAGAAGUUGUAUGAAAAUGGUGUUAUCAUAAUUUUUGUAGAAGAUUGAUUUGAAAAUAUUAAUAUAUGAUUGCUUGUGUGAUUUAUUCUGUUUUAACUUAUUUAAGCAAAUUUAAAAAAUGAUAUGCAAGAUAUCACAGAAUCAAGAAUAGUUAUUAUUUCCUUUCAAGUUUUAAUGUACGAUUCUAGGGAGAUAACAUGAUGUAUAAAAUUUUAAAAUGUAAUACAGUAACCAAUAAUUAUUGCCACUUCAUAACUGUACAGUGCACCACAACUAUUUAUAUUUUUAAUUUGAAUUAAUUUUCUUAAUAUUGGAGACAAAUUGAAAGAUGAGAUGGUUUUUUAAUAUUUUUGUAAUUGGCUGCACCCAAAUAAUUUUUAAUCACCUAGUAAUACUUUUAUUUUAUUUGCUUUUCAUCUUGCCUCUAAAUUAAUGUUAUUGGUUCAACAUAUUUUAUCAAGUAAUACUACAGAAAUUAGAUUGUUGAUCGGUUAGUUCAUGUAUAUAAUAGUGUAGUGACAUGCCUUUGUAUUCAACUGAUCACUGUCGUUGUAAUAUAUGACAUUUGGGUCACAGACAGAAUUAAAAUAUCAUGGAAAGAUGUCUGUAGACUGGUAUGUUAUAAUGUUAAAACUAGAUAUUGGACUCCAAUGGAUGCCUUGUAUUAAAAAUUAAAAUUCUGGGCUUACUAAUACAUGACUGUGCAGUUGAAUGUUACAAAGCAACUUGUAGUUGUACAAUAAUUAUCUUUAUUAAAAAAAAGCUAAUCACAUUCUGUGCUGUACAAAUCAGCUACUUAGUCUCAGUCUCAUUUUUUAGUCAGUGAAUUAAUAUAAACAGACUUAUAUUUGCCUAAUAAUAUUGCAUACGUGUACUUAUUCAUAAAGUGGUAUCAUCACGUGAAUACUUGUGGCUUAAAUAGACAAUAACUUACGAGUUACAAGGAAUUACGGAUUAUCGGUCCCGAGUGAAAUUAAUGUUGUCAGUUACGAGCUUUAGCGAGUGACUGACAACAUUAUUUCAUGAGGGACAGAUAAUCUGUAAUUCAGAGUAUCGAGUGGGUUAUUGUAUUUAUUAUUAUCUUGCAAUCAAAGUCCUUAAUCAGGCACAAAUUGAUUUUACUAAAACAAGUUAAAAGUGAGUAAUAGUUUUUGUCACUAGACAGCAUAAAUACGUCUUGACACUUUAUAAAGAUGGACUUCUAAAUAAAGGCAAUGUUUACAAAAUCCUUGUGGAAGUCCUUUCUAAUAAUAAAGACAAAUAUUGAGGCAAAUAUAACCCUGUUUUAUCUGCUAUUCUGUCAAGUGUUUUUUGUUUUUUUUAUUUAUCACUGAACAUGGGGUGUGCUGUCCUGUAUUGGAAAUUCCAGUCUGUUCUGGACACAAUUCAUGUAGGAGAUGUAUAAUUAAUUUAUGACAGAUUGGUGCUUCACUGAUCAUGUAUGUUUUUGUGACCUUUGUGAAAAAUCUGUUGAAUAUAAUGUAUUAAUUAAAUUUAAAAUAUGUAUAAAGA
This is a messenger RNA of Gigantopelta aegis, 10607 nucleotides long. RefSeq names its product protein FAM91A1-like. NCBI's taxonomy places the organism in Eukaryota, Metazoa, Mollusca, Gastropoda, Neomphalida, Peltospiridae. The transcript is spliced from 21 exons. The record is from RefSeq and is a predicted model, not a curated record. Bases 106 to 2655 code for a protein of 849 amino acids.